AUGGCAGAUGUGACUCAUGGCUUCCCUCCUAUUCUGACUGACAACUGGCAGCAGGUCGCUCCUGAGUGUGGGAAAAGCUUCAGUCAGAGCUCAGACCUUAUCACGCAUCAGAGAAUCCACACGGGAGAGAAGCCUUACACAUGCUCUGAGUGUGGGAAAAGCUUUCGUUGGCGCUCACAACUUAUCGGACAUCAGAGACUCCACACAGGAGAGAUGCCCUACACAUGCUCUGAAUGCGGGAAAAGCUUCAGUCAGAGCUCAGACCUUAUCACGCAUCAGAGAAUCCACACGGGAGAGAAGCCUUACACAUGCUCUGAGUGUGGGAAAAGCUUUCGUUGGCGCUCACAACUUAUCGGACAUCAGAGACUCCACACAGGAGAGAUGCCCUACACAUGCUCUGAAUGCGGGAAAAGCUUUAGUCGGAGCUCAAGCCUUAUCAGACAUCACAGAAUCCACACAGGAGAGACGCCCUACACGUGCACUGAGUGUGGGAAAAGCUUCAAUCAAAGCUCUAACCUGAACACACAUCGUAGAAUCCACACAAGGGAGAUGCCCUACAGAUGCUCAGAGUGCGGGCAAAGCUUCAAUCAGCGCUCAAGGCUCAUUAGACAUCAGAAAAUAAUCCACACAGGGGAGAAGCCCUAUGAAUGCCGUGAGUGUGGGAAACUCUUCACUCAAAGAUCAGCCCUUAUUAGGCAUCAGAGAAUCCAGACAGGGGAGAGGCCCUACGAAUGCCGUGAGUGCGGGAAAUGCUUCAGUAACAGAUCAGCCCUUAUUAGGCAUCGGAGAAUCCACACUAGCGAGAGGCCCGGUGAAUGCCGUCAGCCUGCCUGCACAACUCACUCAAUUCAACUUGUUUCUGUAGUGGGAGGGUGA
Messenger RNA from Gopherus flavomarginatus (Mexican gopher tortoise), 876 nucleotides. Its product is annotated as zinc finger protein 79-like. Gene Ontology annotation, cellular component: nucleus. Lineage: Eukaryota; Metazoa; Chordata; Testudines; Testudinidae. The transcript is spliced from 4 exons. Bases 1 to 876 code for a protein of 291 amino acids. Gene Ontology annotation, molecular function: RNA polymerase II cis-regulatory region sequence-specific DNA binding; DNA-binding transcription activator activity, RNA polymerase II-specific. Gene Ontology annotation, biological process: regulation of transcription by RNA polymerase II. The record is from RefSeq and is a predicted model, not a curated record.